AUGGCCAUGUUAGCAAAGUCGGCGUUCCCGGCUCCGCUGGGCUCGUCUGGCUCGAAUAUGGUGGCCAGCGCGCCCCAGACCGCCUAUGCCCCCGCGCGGAGACCGCCUGCCGUCGCCAUGUCCAACCCGUCUUUUGCUAGUCCGACUGAAUCCGAGUUUUCUGAAGGCGACGGCCCCGACUCGGUUAAGAACUGGGACGAGGACCAGGUGUGCGAAUAUCUUCGAAGCGUGAAAUGCGGCGAGUAUGAGAAGCUGUUCCGCAAGAACCAUAUCAAUGGCGAGAAUCUUCUAGAGAUGGACAAGGAAGUCCUCAAAGAGAUGGGAAUCGACAAGGUUGGAGAUCGAGUCCGACUGUUCCUCGGCAUUAAGAAGUUGAGGACAAAGGCAUAUGCCAACCAGAAGAAGAGGAAUAGGGAAUCUUUUGGGGGGCUAGAUAUCCACUAUGCGCCAUCAGUUGGCUCGCCGCGCCAUCCUAAUUCCGCCAACAGUCGAGGAAUACAGCCGAGCCAGUCGAGCAAGAGAUUCUCUCGGCAGUACGAUGUCACAAUGUCCCUCGACGCAAGCAAAGGUUUGUCGAGGCCCGCCUCCCCGCUACCUAGCGCCGAUAUGAGGGCAGCCCGGGCGAGGUACGCGCAGCAGGCCCAGGGAUACGGUAGCCAGCCCACGCCUUCGUCUGCCUCGAGAUUUCCCAUGUCCCCGCCUGAAUCGCAACCUGGCCGCCUAGUAUCGACUCACACCAGAAACAAUUCAAGCUUAGAUGGCUCGCUCAUGGCCGCCCUGCCACAGGGCCAGGCCGUUAUUCGCGUCAUCUCCACUGGCGGCGUGACUAAGGUUGUCAAAAUCGCCGACUGCAAGACGUGCGAGGAGGUUAUGCGGGUCACCCUUAGGAAAUUUGCCUUGCGCGAGGACCAUGAGCGCAACUACUGCUUCUGGGUUCUCGCUGGCGUCGAUGCAAGCCCAAACCAAUGCCGGCGUCUCGGGGACACGGAGCUGUGGAAGAUCAUCAAGGAUCAAAAACGCCCGGAACGCAACCGCCUGAUCCUGAGACGUGUUCCCGCUGGUGAGCCUGGCCAGUCAGAACUUGAGAGAGCCGCCGCCAUUGCGAUGCAGGAAGCGGCCCAGAACCAUAACCGGGCCGUUGAGAACGUCGACAAGCGCAGCCAACUCAAGAUCCAGAAGGUCUUGGGCGAGAGCUGGGACACGCUACAACCGCCACUCUCGCCCGUGUCCUACCAGGACCGCGAGCGUAACGUCUACAACACGGCCAGGGACCUUGAGAGGCCCGCUCCGGCCGAUACCGCUCGUGCGGUCCCCCGGAGAAAGGGGGUGCUCCGCCAAUUCGGGGGGCUCAGACCGCCGAGCGAGUUGAUUGCUUCUGAUCUGACGAGUUACUUCCCUGAUCACUCGAGGGAGGACAUUGACCGGACCGCACGGUUAUCAAUGAGGCGGUCUGCCCGCCUUAGUAAGGUCAACAGCCGCCUCAGCGUUGCAAGUAACCUGAGCUUCGCCUCCAGCAUUCAGGACGCCCCUCCCAUCCCCACCAUCGCCGACAGCUGGUUGACGGCCUCGAAUCAGAUCGCAAAGGUCCGUUCUCGAGAUACUCACGGUCGUGUUCCCCACGGAUACCGCGAUUCGGUUGCAUCUUCGAUGCUCGACACCCUCCAAGAGGAAGGGUCUCUGAUCGAGCCGGACCGCAAAUCGUACGUGUCCUUCGCAGAUAGCGGGUCAGACUCUGCUGCGGUCAGCGUGACAGAUCCCGAAGGGAACAUCACGGGCCAUGGCUACUACGACCAGAGCACCCUGGGUUCUUCGGUCAGCUCGGGUCAAAACCUCAGCCAGGCUUUGACCGAGGAUGGCGAGGACGCCGACGAAGAGCUCCAGAGCUUCCUGGCGGGCGAAUCUUGGGACGACAGUAAGUGGAUGAAGGGUGCCCUCAUUGGCCAGGGCUCGUUCGGCUCCGUCUAUCUAGCCCUCCAUGCUGUUACCGGCGAGCUGCUUGCUGUCAAGCAGGUUGAGACACCGUCCCCGGGGGCCAACAGCCAGAGCGCCUCAAGGAAGAAGAGCAUGAUUGACGCACUUAAGCGCGAGAUCAGCCUCCUGCGCGACCUCCGACACCCUAAUAUCGUGCAGUACCUCGGCUGUGGCUCGUCUGUCGAAUAUCUCAACAUUUUCCUCGAAUAUGUUCCUGGCGGCUCCGUCCAGACCAUGCUCAACUCGUACGGUGCUCUUCCGGAACCGCUGGUUCGCAGCUUCGUGCGCCAGAUCCUCAACGGCCUCUCGUACCUCCACAACCGGGACAUCAUCCACCGGGACAUCAAGGGAGCAAACAUUCUCGUCGACAACAAGGGCACCAUCAAGAUUUCCGACUUUGGCAUCUCUAAGAAGCUCGAGGCAACCAACAUUCUCAACGGCGCCAACAAUAACAAGCACAGGCCGUCGCUGCAGGGCUCGGUCUUCUGGAUGGCUCCCGAAGUCGUGAAGCAGACUUCGUACACGCGCAAGGCGGACAUCUGGUCGCUCGGCUGCCUCGUCGUCGAGAUGAUGACGGGGACACACCCCUUCCCCGACUGCACCCAGCUCCAGGCCAUCUUCAAAAUUGGGGGCUCGAAGGCCACACCGACGAUCCCCGAGCACGCCAGCACCGAGGCCCAGCAGUUCCUGAGCCAGACUUUUGAGAUCGAUCACAACAAGCGGCCCAGCGCUGAUGAUCUGAUGCUCAGCCCCUUCUUGACUCCUAUUACGUAA
Molecule: messenger RNA, 2745 nt
Organism: Phialemonium atrogriseum
Lineage: Eukaryota; Fungi; Ascomycota; Sordariomycetes; Cephalothecales; Cephalothecaceae
Product: kinase-like domain-containing protein
Exons: 2
Coding region: 1-2745 (914 amino acids)
Biological process (GO): signal transduction; protein phosphorylation
Molecular function (GO): protein kinase activity; ATP binding; protein binding
Source: RefSeq, a predicted model, not a curated record